AAUAUUGUGCGUAAAAAUGUUUCAAAAUAAAAACAAACCAGCGAAUUCUCUCAAAUUUUCGUGAAAAUCGUGAAAAUUAAGCUAGAAAACCAUGCAGGAACCAUCUCAACCUAAAUUCAAAAGAUCCUCAAUGAUGCCCAGCAGUGUUGGGAGCAAGAAACGAAUGUGGAAAUCACUGAAACAAAUACUUACAAGUGAAAGAAAUCUUCAGUGGAAGAAGGAUGCUGUGACUUACUCCUCCAUCAAUCCCCCGCCGUCUUUUAAGCCUGUCAAGAAGUAUUCAGACAUCUCUGGGCUCAUUGCACUGUACACAGAUCCCCAGACAAAGCUACACUACCACAAUUCUGAGGAAUUCUCCACUGUUCGGAGUCUCCCGUCUGAUCUCACAUCAGGUUAUCUCGCUCUCCGUGGUGCCACCAGCAUUGUGGGCUAAAAAACACUUUAAAAAAAUAAGAUUUUGUAGUUUUUAAUUUAUUUUGUAAGAGAAUUUUUAUUAAAAAAAAUGAUUUGGCGGUGAGAGGAGGUUGGAAGUGAAAAUUUGUUACGCAUAAGGACAAAUGAUGAACUUAAAGACUUUUACAAGAAACCGCUCAUAACAGCUGAAAAUGCCCUAGAAAUUACUGAACCUUAACCUGAUAGGGCCAAGAGUGAGAGGUAAGCCCAGAGAAAGGAAUCUACACAGGAGGUUGACAAGGAAUCAUAAAGGAUGGAGAGUUCUGGGGAAGAAGGCAGAGUCCUUUAUUGACCCUUUAAUCUUCAAGGACUGAAAGGAUUAGGAAGGAUGAAAAGCCGAAAAGAUUUAAGUUGGGAUUAUUUGCCAAAAAUGUAUUUUUUGAUCUCAAAGGAACCCCCAAAAAUUAUUUUUAGUCCAAUCAUGUAGGAUUGUGUGCGCUCCUCAAAUGUAUAAUUCCGGUAGGGAACUAGAAUCAAGCCACAAAAGGAGAACAAUUAUUUAAUAAAAAAAAAGAUUAAAAAUG
Molecule: messenger RNA, 977 nt
Organism: Lutzomyia longipalpis
Lineage: Eukaryota; Metazoa; Arthropoda; Insecta; Diptera; Psychodidae
Product: INO80 complex subunit C
Exons: 2
Coding region: 92-433 (113 amino acids)
Biological process (GO): chromatin remodeling
Cellular component (GO): Ino80 complex
Source: RefSeq, a predicted model, not a curated record